AUGGAGAGGAACAAACAGUGGAUGAAUUGGCUGGCCAACUUCAGCAAUACAAAAAAAGUAUCUCUUCCUCCCUAUGGGCCUGCAUCUCAGCUGUGGAGAAACUGUCCUGACAGGUCCAGUAACUCAAAGAGAAUAUGUCCUACUCCGCACCUGUACGGACCAGUAUCAGCCAUUAGGACUGCCGUGGAGACGGAAGGAAUUAAACAGCUGUCCACCUUGCCUGGUCUCUCAGAGGACCCCUCUGUUGUGGGGUUGCUGAGAGUUGAGGAACAACAGGUGCCAAUCGCUACCACAACAGUGCACCGGUGGCAAUAUCGCACCAGCCGAGACUCCCUGAUUCCCAUCCAUAAGCUGAUUCGUCGACUGGAGAGCCAAGGAGUGAUCAGCAAGACUCGUUCACCCUUUAACAGUCCCAUAUGGCCAGUGCGAAAGUCUAAUGGAGAGUGGAGACUGACAGUAGAUUACUGUGGCCUGAACGAAGUCACGCCACUGCUGAAUGCUGCCGUGCCGGACAUGCUAGAACUUCAAUACGAACUGGAGUCAAAGGCAGCCAAGUGGUAUGCCACAGUUGAUAUUGCUAAUGCGUUUUUCUCAAUCCCUUUGGCAGCAGAGCCAUAUUUUCUUUAUGUGGUGGUGUAUGUUAUUUCUCCUUACAGACGCCUCCACCUCAAUAAGAAAGCCACAGACAAACAGCCAUAUAGCAAGCUUCCUGGUGUUUCACUCCUAAAGCCGUUAAAAGGUGUGGAUCCUAACCUGAUCAACAACUUAGAAACCUUCUUUGAACUGGAUUAUCCAAAAUAUGAAGUACUACUCUGUGUACAAGAUCAUGAUGAUCCAGCUAUUGAUGUGUGCAAAAAACUUCUUGGCAAAUACCCGAAUGUUGAUGCUAGACUGUUCAUAGGUGGCAAGAAGGUUGGCAUCAACCCCAAGAUUAACAACUUAAUGCCUGGCUAUGAAGUUGCCAAAUAUGAUCUUAUAUGGAUUUGUGAUAGUGGAAUCAGAGUAAUGCCAGACACGCUGACAGAUAUGGCCAAUCAAAUGACUGAAAAAGUAGGCUUGGUCCACGGGCUUCCCUAUGUUGCAGACAGACAGGGUUUUGCUGCUACCCUUGAACAGGUUUAUUUUGGAACUUCGCAUCCUAGGUCGUAUAUUUCAGCCAACUUAACUGGCUUUAAGUGUGUAACAGGAAUGUCAUGCUUGAUGAGGAAGGAUGUCUUGGACCAAGCUGGAGGACUGAUAGCUUUUGCACAAUAUAUUGCUGAAGAUUACUUUAUGGCCAAAGCUAUAGCUGACCGGGGUUGGAAAUUUGCAAUGGCCACACAAGUUGCAAUGCAGAACUCUGGUUCAUAUUCUAUUUCUCAGUUUCAGUCCAGAAUGAUCAGGUGGGCCAAACUGCGAAUUAAUAUGUUGCCUGCCACAAUAAUUUGUGAGCCAAUCUCAGAGUGCUUUGUUGCCAGUCUAGUUAUUGGAUGGGCAGCUCAUCAUGUGUUUAGAUGGGAUAUAAUGGUAUUUUUCAUGUGUCACUGCUUGGCGUGGUUUAUAUUUGACUACAUUCAACUAAAAGGUGUUCAGGGUGGUGCUCUGUGUUUUUCAAAACUUGAUUAUGCAGUAGCUUGGUUCAUCAGAGAAUCCAUGACAAUUUAUAUUUUCCUAUCUGCUUUGUGGGACCCCACUAUUAGCUGGAGGACAGGACGUUACAGAUUACGUUGUGGAGGCACUGCAGAAGAAAUUCUUGAUGUAUAGCCACAGCUUUGUAACUGUGAAUGUCAAAAAGAGAAGGGGGGGGGAAGAAAAGUAUUAUAAAUUGUUUAUAUAAAUACUUUUAAGAAAAUCUACCUUCAGUAGUUUUAUUACUUGUAUGUUUUGGUAUCUGUUCUUUAAUUUAUUUUUGCAUGGCACUUGCAUCUGUAAAAAC
Molecule: messenger RNA, 1915 nt
Organism: Pygoscelis adeliae (Adelie penguin)
Lineage: Eukaryota; Metazoa; Chordata; Aves; Sphenisciformes; Spheniscidae
Gene: UGCG
Product: UDP-glucose ceramide glucosyltransferase
Exons: 10
Coding region: 1-1743 (580 amino acids)
Biological process (GO): glucosylceramide biosynthetic process
Cellular component (GO): membrane
Molecular function (GO): ceramide glucosyltransferase activity
Source: RefSeq, a predicted model, not a curated record